ACAGGGACCGGCCUCUCCGCCCCGGAGCUCAGUGUGCAGGGCGGCGGACGGGGCGCACCCCGGGCGGGCUCGCAUGGACCUCCCGCGCCGCUGGCUCUUCCGGAUGUUGCUGUUGGUGGCCACCGGCUCCGGGAUCCUCUUCCUGCUGUACUCCUCGGCGGGGCAGCGGUCCCGGAAGACCUGGGCCCCCGCCAGGAGCAUCACGUCACCUCGAGCAUUCUUUGAACCCAAGGCAUCGAAUUCCGAAAACAGAAAGAGCCGCCUUUGCCAACACCCACUUCCCCUGGCCAUUCAGAAGAACAAUCGUUUCCGGUGCCUGUUUGAUCUCUCCACCCCAGUGCUGCUGUGGGAAGGCCUCUUCACCCAAGGGCUCUGGAACAAUCUGAGCCAGCACAAUGCCCCCUACGGAUGGCAGGGGCUCUCCCACCAAACCAUUGUCUCUACCCUGAGACUUCUGAGCGACCCCGAGAGCGCGGGGCUGUUUGGCGCCUCCAGGGAACGACCUCUGAGCUGCAUUCGCUGUGCUGUGGUGGGUAAUGGAGGCAUUCUGAACGGGUCCCGUCAGGGUCAGAAAAUCGAUGCCCAUGACUAUGUGUUCAGACUCAAUGGAGCAGUGAUCAAAGGCUUUGAACGCGAUGUGGGCACCAAGAUCUCCUUCUACGGGUUCACCGUGAACACCAUGAAGAAUUCUCUCAUCUCCUACUCCAACCUGGGAUUCACCUCUGUACCACAAGGGCAGGACCUGCGCUACAUCUUCAUCCCCUCAAGCAUCCGAGAAUACCUGAUGCUGAGAUCUGCCAUUCUGGGUGUGAGUGUUCCAGAAGGUCCUGAUCAAGGGGACAGGCCUCACAUCUAUUUCGGACCAGAAACCUCUGCCAGGAAAUUCAAACUCCUGCAUCCAGACUUCAUCCGCUACCUGACAGAGAGAUUUCUGAAAUCCAAGAUGAUUAACACACGCUUUGGAGACAUGUAUAUGCCUAGCACAGGAGCGCUCAUGCUGCUGACAGCCUUGCACACCUGUGACCAGGUCAGUGCCUAUGGAUUCAUCACAAGCAACUACCAGAAAUACUCAGACCACUAUUUCGACCGAGAAAAGAAACCACUGAUAUUCUACGCAAACCACGAUCUGUCCCUGGAAGCCGCGCUCUGGCGGGAUUUGCACAACGCCGGCAUCCUUUGGCUGUACCAGCGUUGACACCGAAAGUACCAGAGUUCUUUGCUUCAAAAGCACUUUUUCUGACCUUUCAACCUUUGGAAGAGGCAACACUCCCCUUGGUCCUCUACUUCCCACCAGUGGGCACUGAGACCGAGACCCAUGGCCAUCACAUCACCAGAGCCUGUUCACAACGCCUGGGACCGUCUUGACUCAAGAAAAGCCUUCUGGGUCUUGGCCGAGGGAGGGCAGGCUACUUUGCAGGAUUUGUUUUAAAAUUGAACUUUUAACACCCACAAAAUGAGACAAUGAUCUUCACUAGCAAAGAGGCAGGUAUGUCUCAGAGCUAAGUAUUUGAAAGCCAGCACCUGCUCCUGAGCAACUAGACAUAUAUUCAAGUACUCAGGGCUAUCCCGUAAGCAAGACCAAGCAGAGGCCCACCCCCAGCUGAAACCAGUGGCACAGUUCCCACAUGCCAAGCCGUUCAACCUGUGAGGACACCUUAAGCUUUCGGACAACACCUCUGCCUCGGAGAGAGGGCUAGAACCAGAGGCAGAGUGUAAUUUGAGGCUAGAAAAUAGGGUAAGUGAUGGAUGACCAUUUUGCCUUUUUUGUUGGUAAAGGAGAAGACAGUCUAGAGGGAAGGAGUGUGGUGGCGCUCAGAACAGAGACUACCUAGCAGACACAUGCACCGAGACCCGGGUUGUAAGCGCCGAGUACCGUAUCAUGGGAGGUACCAGCAGCUGACCAGCCUCACACGUUACCACCACUGAGAGAAGUCCUACUGGAGAUGUAUUUCUCGUCACCAACAGGAUUACUGAGUGAUGGACCCUCACCCUCACAUCAUAGCUUCAAUAAACACCAACUGAGGC
Messenger RNA from Psammomys obesus (fat sand rat), 2025 nucleotides. RefSeq names its product ST6 N-acetylgalactosaminide alpha-2,6-sialyltransferase 2 (gene St6galnac2). The coding region runs from base 74 to 1195 and encodes 373 amino acids. NCBI's taxonomy places the organism in Eukaryota, Metazoa, Chordata, Mammalia, Rodentia, Muridae. The record is from RefSeq and is a predicted model, not a curated record. Gene Ontology annotation, molecular function: sialyltransferase activity. The transcript has 9 exons.